Messenger RNA from Hevea brasiliensis (rubber tree), 2004 nucleotides. RefSeq names its product rop guanine nucleotide exchange factor 12-like. Lineage: Eukaryota; Viridiplantae; Streptophyta; Magnoliopsida; Malpighiales; Euphorbiaceae. The record is from RefSeq and is a predicted model, not a curated record. Gene Ontology annotation, molecular function: guanyl-nucleotide exchange factor activity. The transcript has 8 exons. Bases 42 to 1697 code for a protein of 551 amino acids.
UUGUGCCGCAGCAGGGGAGUCGGGAGAACAAUUUUCCCACCAUGAUCUCAAGUUUUCAGUUUCUUGUCCCUUUUGUGACCAUUAAAAUGGUUCGUGCUCUUGAGCAAGAACAAGAGAAUUUGAAGUCUAGAUUGUUUCAUUUCAAAGGGAUGAAUGAGAGCUCAGGAGGUCGUCAUGUGAAGAGCCUUAGCGUUGAUGACAGUUCUAGUCUCCUCGACUCUUCCAUGGACGAGAGAAUAACAUUUAGAAACAAAGGAUCAAAAGCAAGCGUGAAUAAUAAGAACGACAAGGAUCCUAAUUCAAGAUUAAACAAGGAUGAUGCCAAAGAUAAACAAAAUGCAGAAAUGGAACAGAUGAAGGAAAGGUUUGCCAAAUUGCUUUUGGGAGAGGAUAUGUCAGGAGGAGGAAAGGGCGUCUCUUCUGCUCUGGCAUUGUCAAAUGCCAUUACAAAUCUUGCUGCUUCUGUAUUUGGUGAACAAUGGCGCCUGGAGCCUAUGUCAGCAGAAAGGAAAGCAAGGUGGAGAAAAGAAAUUGAUUUGCUCUUGUGUGUGACUGAUUACAUUGUUGAAUUUGUUGCCUCUCAGCAGAAAUCCAAGGAUGGUUCAGAUAUGGAGAUAAUGGUGACAAGACAGCGAAUUGAUCUUCACAUGAACAUCCCCGCAUUGCGAAAGCUUGAUGCAAUGCUCAUAGACUGCCUGGAUAACUUCAAAGACCAAAAUGAGUUCUAUUAUGUUUCAAGAGAUGCCCCUGACUCAGAAAAAGGUAACACCAAGAGAGUAGAUGAAAAAUGGUGGCUACCUACUGCCAAAGUUCCUCCAAAUGGUUUAUCCGAUGCGGCAAGAAAAUUUCUGCAGUAUCAGAAGGAUUGUGUUAACCAGGUGCUGAAAGCAGCCAUGGCUAUAAAUGCCAAUGUUCUAUCAGAAAUGGAGGUUCCUGAAAACUACAUUGAAUCUCUACCCAAGAACGGGAGGGCAAGCCUCGGGGACUCAAUUUAUAGGAGUAUCACAGUUGAAUUCUUUGAUCCUGACCAAUUUCUGUCCACCAUGGACUUGUCAUCAGAGCAUAAAAUCCUAGACCUUAAGAACAGAAUUGAGGCUUCUAUUGUGAUUUGGAAGAGAAAGAUGAACCAGAAAGAUGGGAAAUCUGCUUGGGGCUCUGCUGUCAGUUUGGAGAAAAGAGAACUCUUUGAAGAGAGAGCAGAAACUAUCUUACUCAUUCUCAAGCAAAGGUUCCCUGGAAUUCCUCAAUCUGCACUAGAUAUUAGCAAAAUUCAAUACAACCGGGAUAUAGGACAGGCAAUUUUGGAAAGUUACUCAAGAAUUCUAGAAAGCUUGGCCUACACGGUCAUGUCCCGAAUUGAAGAUGUGCUCUAUGCUGAUUAUGUCACUCGAAAUCCAUCAUAUGCUGGACAGAAGAGGAACCCUUUAACAGAGAUGCCUCAAGAAAGCACAUUGCCAAUGGACGAGACAGCCACAGAGGGACCCAAUUCAAUGACACUGUCAGAUUUUAUGGGUUGGAAUUUUGAAUCCAAUGACACUGAGGCAAAGAAAGAUUCAACUGGAAAUUCUGAUGAAACAAUCAAAGAAGAAAAUUCAAAUUUAAAGUUAACAGAAAAACUUGCUAACAUAGUAACCAUCAAGAAACCUUCCUAUCUUGAGAACUUAGGAGGUCUAAGAAGCCCUACAGCUCGUCAUUGAUAGCAACAAUAAUGGGAGGAAAGGGAUACCCAUUUCACACAACAAACAUAGAAGAGAGAUACAGGAAGAGUAAAAAAAGCCUAAUAUUGGAAUAUGAAUUCUGGUAGUUCUUUUUGUCAAGAGUUUCUUAUUUUCAUUUGCAUUCCUUCCUUUUGUGAAUAGGGAAGAAAGCAUAUAAGUGUAAAAACUAUUGUAUAUGAAGCAUUUCAUACAUUCUUUCUUUCGUAAAAGAAAUGCACAUUUAGUCUGUUAGACUCAAAUGUCAUUUUUUGGUUGAUUUCAAAAUGAACAAAAUUCGUUCUUUUUC